UGGUUUUGGAUGUCCUUAGCUGAAUGAGAGGCAGGCUGUUUGUGUGUUUUAAUCUUAGCAGUUGGAUUUAGUGUGUACAUGCUAUGUAUGUUUUCAUUCAACUUGUAAAUAUAAUUUGCCACUUUUGACUUCGAUAACAUUCAAAUAGGAUGUUUUUUUGUUUUUUUAAAGUGAUUUUUGUUGCCUUAUUUAAACUUUGUUGGAGAGUUCAUUUGGCUGGGUUAUAGCAUCGUGUCUAAGUCAUUUAGUUUGUUGGUGACUUCAGAAGAAGUGGAUGACCAAACUGUGUUCUUUGGGGCAAAAAUCUGUUUGUACGCAUUUGAACAGUUUUAUUGUGACAUUGUUUGUUGUGUGUAGUGAGGAUCUUACCACAUUCACUAGGAAAUAUCUUAUCAAAUUCACUUGGAAAUAUCUUCUGAACUGAGUGCUGUGGAUCCAAUUGUAGAACUUGUCAACAUUUUAUUACAAAUUGGUCAUUGAUCAGAAGUGAAUAGUAUGACUAAAGUAGAUAAAGUAGUAAUAUUAGCAGAUAUAAUUGAUUUGAAUGAAGAUUUGGCAGUUAAAUGUAAUAUAAGUUGUAAUUUUGGACAAUUGAUGCAGUUUCACAGUAAAGUAAUAUGAACACAGUGUUCAGUUUUGAAUAAGGAAUUGGUAUUUACCUGGAAUAUAUGAAAAAGAGCAAUAUUGACUGACAUGAUUUUACCGUGAUGUAACUAAUGUUGACGUAGGAAUAGUUGACUAAAUUUUUGAGUGAAUCUAUGAAAAACAGAACAUAAAUUCAAAUGUACUAGUAGUAUUCGUACCUAAAACCUACACAUAACACUUUAUGAAAUUAAAGUGUAAAUACUUUGAUCAUGAAGUCUGACAGUGAAAGUCAGACAGUUUCCAUGGAAAUGGAUAGUGACUGUGGCAUAGUAAAUCCAGCCCUAGAUGUUGGAGAAUCAGAGUCCUCCUUGAAUGCUGUUGGUCAGUUGAGUAAUAACAAUAAAACUGUGGUGUUGAAAUCUGUUGGUAAAUUACCAGGUGCUGGCCAACAAGAUACUGACAGAGUUGUAAGUGAGGCACAAUCUGAACAGGAAACAUCCUCUGUGAAAAGCUGGUUUACUGGGACAAAUGUUUUAGUGUACAGCACCCAUUUUCUGUCAGCAUGGGGAGACCGAAUGUGGAGUUUUGGAAUUGGACUGUUUCUGAUUGGCAUUUCCCCUGACUCAUUACAGCUGACGGCCAUAUAUGGCUUGUCAAGGGGAAUCAGUGUGCUCCUGUUUGGGGCAAUUGUUGGGGACUGGGUGGACAAUACCCCAAGACUCAAAGUUGCCCAACUCUCAUUGGUUCUACAGAACGUGUUUGUUGUGUUGUGUGCGGGGGUGGUGUAUGCGUUCAUCAUGUUUAAAGAUGACAUUGCGGGGAUGUGGGAUGACUGGCUGCAGCGUGCCUGUUACGCUGUCAUCAUAUUGUUGAGCAUCCUGUCCAACCUCUUCAGCAUCGCCCGCGUCAUCGCUGUCGAACGAGACUGGAUCGUGGAAAUCUGUGGCAGAGACAAGGACAAGCUUGCUCACAUGACAUCUUCUCUGCGUAGAAUUGACUUGUCGACAAAGAUCGUGGCCCCGAUAGCCACGGGACAGAUCAUGACAUACGCCGGACUCGAGAAUGGGGCUCUCUUUAUUGGCAGCUGGAAUCUCGUGUCCGUGUUUGUCGAGUAUUUCCUCGUGUGGAAAGUCUACAAUGCAGUUCCAGCAUUGAAGAAGAAGAAAGACAAACGCAAAUCAGAUAAGAUCUUGGAAGAUGCAGAAGAAGAUGAAUGCCCUGUUUCCAUAGCAACAGAAGGAAUUAAUGACAAAGUUGGUAGUGAAACUGAAGUAGAGUCAACAGGUCAAAACAGUGAUAUCAUAGAAGAAAUAAAUCAUAGAAAUUCAGGAAAAGACUUAGGUGGAAGAAAAGAUCCAUCCAAGUCACAAUCUGUAAAUAUAGUGCAUAUUGAACUAGAACCGAAAUCUGGGAUGAAAUCUCUGGAUGACCAGGAUAAUAAAACAUCUACAAAAGAAAGAGAUGAACUUGAUAACAGGGCAUCUACAAAAGAAAGAGAUGAACUUGAUAACAGGGCAUCUACAAAAGAAAGAGAUGAACUUGAUAACAGGGCAUCUACAAAAGAAAGAGAUGAACUUGAUAACAGGGCAUCUACAAAAGAUGUAGGUGAUAUUGAACGUGAUGAGGUUAAUAAAGCCGAAGCGUCAUGCUGGGGCCGAUGUUGUCGCAGGACGUUCCACAGCGUGAUCGUUCUGUUCCGUGGAUGGAGGACGUAUGUGGGAUACGACGUGUCACGAGCGGGUCUCGGUCUUGCGUUUCUCUACAUGACCGUCCUCGGAUUUGAUAACAUUACUGUUGGAUAUGCUUAUUCUCAGGGUAUUACCGAGUCUGUUCUCGGUAUGUUGAUGGCCGUGUCUGCUCUGAUUGGUAUUGCGGGAACCAUCGUUUAUCCUUUCUUACGUCGGAAAAUCGGACCGGAACGCACCGGCUUGUUCGCCCUUUCUUCUCAGAAUGCAUGUCUGUUGCUGUGUGUGGUUUCGGUAUGGAUGCCGGGCAGCCCAUUUGACCCGUUCGGAACCGGCAAGACGGAUUCAAACUGUACUGUCAGCAGUUUACAAGCUGGGAAUGUCAGCCUGACCACGACUGGUGCUACCAGUCUAGUGUAUGCAGCAGGGAAUAAUGUAAAUGUGUUGUCUGUGAUGUCCACGGUGGUCCCUCUUGGUGUCAAUACUUCAACAACGGAGGGAAGUGGUUCGUGCGAGUCGGUGCCGGAUUCGUAUCUGUCGAUUGGAUUGCUGAUGGCGGGAAUAAUGACUGCCAGAUUCGGUCUGUGGCUGGCUGAUUUAGCCAUCACUCAAGUAUUUUUAGAAAAUGUCAUCGAGAGCGAGCGUGGUGUUGUGAACGGCGUACAGAGUUCUCUGAACCAGCUCAUGGACAUGCUCAAGUUUGCGAUGGUCGUCGCCAUACCAGUAGCUCACCUUUUCGGGUUUCUCAUUCUCGUGUCGUUCGCUUUUGUCAUCUGUGGAGCACUCUUCUAUGCCAGCUAUUCUCGAAAAGCUCGUGGCCAUCUUUUUCACUUUGAGAAAUGUGUCAAGAAUAAUAACAAAUCCCCUUCCAUUGGUGCCUAAUGGUAUAAAAUAUUGUAACGUCAUUUUGAAAUAUCUGUGAACAACAGUAACACGUUUUUUCCUUUUAUUGGUGCCUGAUGUUAUAAAAUAUUUAUAAAGCCAUUUUGAAAAAAAAUCUGUGAACAACAGUUUUCCUUUUAUUAGUGCCUAAUGUUAUAAAAUAAUCUGGAUGUCUCUUAUUUUUCAUUUUGAAGAAUGUGUAAAUAGAGGAUUUGUCAUGAGUUUUUUUAUAUAUGGAAAAUGUCAACCAAGUCUGUGUUAAUCGGUAUUUGUUGAGGCUCUGCCGAGACAAAUACCAACUAACAAGACAAGGUAGUGAAUUCUAUUUAUUGUAUAACAUAUCUAAAAUAAUAUUUUAAUUUGAUAUUUAGUAAAUCACACUUGUAAAGUCACCGCCAUCGGUACUAUUUGAUCAUAAUGAUGAGCUCAAAUGUAGCACUUUAACUAAAUCUUAUCAAAAUGUUACAUUCAGGUGUACAGGUCUUGAUGGCUUGUAAGCAAAAAAUUAUUAACCGGGUUAGAUAAAGCAAAAUUCUUAAGAGUUUUGGAUAUUAUAAGUAAUUAUAGGAUAAAAUAAUAUUUCUUCACCUGUAGGAGCUGAUGUUAUAGAACACUGGAUUUCUCUCAUAAUAAUUAGCGCCUAACCUAGCUGAAAACGACUUGGGAGCAGGGAGGGGCAAUUAAAAAUAAUUAUUAUGUCAACAAUUCAUAAAUGAAUGUUAAUUAACAUUAUUUUACUACCAUACAUGUUAUAUGUAUAUGUUUCUAAUGUGCCUUGCCAUACUGAAAACUUAGUGAUAAGUGUGAGUGAUUGUUGGUAAAAAAAAAAAAAAAGUGCUUGAAAAGUAUGGGGUACAUGUAAAAAAAAAAUACUAAAAUUUUGUGCGGAACUAGAGUAGUCAUAAGCUACCAAUUAUCUCUGAAAUGAGCAGCUUCACCCUCAAUUUUUUUCUGAUUCACUUUAAGGGUGAUGGGUGGUAGUAUUUAUAUCUGUGGUGUUUAAGUCAGUCGAUGCACUGCAGGUAUGAGUUUAAGCCAUUUAGACGUCACUAUUGUUGUCUGUGAGAUUUGAUUUGGUGGUAUACACCCAGAACCACCCUUGCUAGUCCUUCUUUAACAGAAUUUGGUUUACAUUAUUAGUCGGUUGAUACAGUGAAACCUCUCAAAACCAGACCCUCUAUAAACUGAAAUUCCCUAAAUACCGGACAUGUUUAACUGUCCCUUUUUAAAAAUCGGUACAAAACUUAACCUGUCUAAACCAGAUACCUCUUAAAUCCAGACAUUUUACUUGGUCCUGAGGGUGUCCGGUUUAAAGGGGUUUCACUGUAGUAUUAUUUCCUUAUGUUGUUAUAUUUUGUUUUUGACUGACAAAGAUUAGGGGGUGUUUUAUGUCUGCUCACGAUAUAAAGUUAAGCCUAUAUUAGAGAUCUCUUUGCCGUGUAUUGUAAAAAAUUUAAUAUGAUAACAUGGUUUGUCUUGUAUACUAAAUGCUGAAUAGUGCUAAAAUUUGCCAUAAUAUGCUUUACUAUUACAGUGGUAAAGCAAUGUUGCAUAAAAUUAACUGUGAUGAAGAUGCUAGUUACUUUAUAAUAAUAGCAAGAAGGUGCCUUAAUUUAAAAAUAUAUACAUGGUUUUUGUUUAAU
This is a messenger RNA of Gigantopelta aegis, 4795 nucleotides long. Its product is annotated as solute carrier family 40 member 1-like. Gene Ontology annotation, cellular component: membrane. The coding region runs from base 855 to 3152 and encodes 765 amino acids. NCBI's taxonomy places the organism in Eukaryota, Metazoa, Mollusca, Gastropoda, Neomphalida, Peltospiridae. Gene Ontology annotation, molecular function: iron ion transmembrane transporter activity. The record is from RefSeq and is a predicted model, not a curated record. Gene Ontology annotation, biological process: iron ion transmembrane transport. The transcript has 8 exons.